Molecule: messenger RNA, 1638 nt
Organism: Peronospora belbahrii
Lineage: Eukaryota; Oomycota; Peronosporomycetes; Peronosporales; Peronosporaceae
Source: the annotation of a GenBank genome assembly
AUGCGCGUACGUAUCGCUCGUCGAUCGUGCACACAAGUGGGCAGUUCAUUAUGCUGCAGCUCUUUCUCACGCAGCGUCAGUAAUUGGUGCAGCAAAACAUUGCUCGUUGCCUCGGAAGCUCUGGCACACGGCGAUAUUUCAGCCGUGGAGCUUACGCAAGCCUGCAUACAACAGGUGGAGAAAACUAGAGCAUUCAAUAUGUUUGUGACUACAGACUUUGAUCGUGCGUUACAGCUGGCGAAGGCGUCCGACGACCGUCGUGCAGCUAGCAAGUCACUCGGUUUAUUGGACGGUAUUCCCGUUGGCAUCAAAGACAUUUUUUGUAUGGAAAAUGUGCGAACAACUGCUGCAUCCAAGAUUCUUGAGGGAUUUUUGUCGCCAUAUGAGUCAACGGCCACGCAGAGACUGCUGGAUAAAGGUGCAGUGCCUCUUGGCAAGCUCAACAUGGACGAGUUUGCCAUGGGAUCUGGCACGCUGUAUUCAAAGUUUGGUGCGACCAUCAACCCGUGGUCGACGGAUCUUGGAGACAGGGCGGUAGUUGCAGGUGGGAGCUCAGGUGGAAGUGCCGCGGCGGUCGCUUCCGGAUGCUGUUUUGCAGCAUUAGGGUCAGAUACAGGAGGCUCAGUGCGUCAGCCCGCUGCAUACUGCGGUAUUGUUGGACUGAAGCCAUCGUACGGAAGAGUGUCACGCCACGGUAUGAUUUCGUAUGCAAGCUCUCUGGAUACGCCAGGCAUUUUUGCGAGAUCUAUCGGUGAUGCAGCCGUUGUCCUUCAGGCCAUCGCGGGACCGGACCCUAUGGACUCGACCUGUCUAACUGAUUCGCUCCCGGAAAGUUGGUGCUCAAACACGGUCAAAUCUUCAAAACAAUGCGAGGAAGUUGACUUGACUGGUAUUCGAGUUGGCGUUCCCGCGGAAUACUACGUGAAAGAACUCCCUGAAGAAAUUAUAAAAGUGUGGGAUCAGGGCGUCACAUGGCUUCGUGAUGCCGGUGCACAAGUUGUAAGUGUAUCGCUGCCAGCAACAAAGCUAUGCAUCCCUGCCUACUACAUCCUGGCGUGUGCCGAAGCAUCCUCGAAUCUAUCUCGCUACGAUGGUGUUCGCUACGGUUAUAGGGCAAAGGACAUUGCUUUGAAAUCACAGGAAGACCAGUCUGAUGCUCUUCAUGACUUGUACUGCAGAACACGAUCGGAGGGUUUUGGAGAAGAAGCGCAGCGUCGAAUACUCUCGGGUACAUUUGUGCUCUCGGCCGGUGCCAUGAGUGACUAUUAUGAACGAGGCGUGAUUUUGCGUCAACGGAUUCGCCAAGAUUUUGAGCGAGUCUUUCUAGAGCAAGGCGUUGACGCCUUAUUAACGCCCACAACACCUUCAGGGCCGUUUCCCAUCCACAUCAAACAGGUAAAGGAGGAUCCCGUCAGCAUGUACCUGAAUGACGUCAUGACCGUUCCAGCAAACAUGGCUGGUCUGCCCUCCAUCUCCCUUCCAGCUGCAUUGACAAACGACGGCGAUUAUCCACUAGGACUUCAGCUCAUGGGAGCUUAUAAGAUGGAAGAUUGUCUAUUGCAGGUCGCAACUGCCAUAGAACAGCAAGCUCAUUUUCGUCAACUUGUUCCUGCGCGUGUUUACGUAACGGACCGAUAG